AUGGAGUCACUGAUGACAGCAAGUUACACUCAUCCUCUUCGUAAGAUCAAUCAGUCUAUCCCAGGGGGCAGUUUGGUCAUUUCGACUACUUUUGGCAAAAACGAUGGCCCAAGUAAACGUGUAGUUUUUCACAAAAAGGCACUAUUGUCAGAAACAACAUCUACUCCAUUAAAGAUUGAACUUAAAGGCCGAAAAGCAAAUAAAAGCAAUGCUGGCCUCACAGUUCAAAAUGAGAGUGGUGGACUCAAAACAACCACCCCGCAUCUCAGUCUUUCAACGCUGGAGAACCUUUCCAGUUCUCAACAAGGGAAGGUCCAUAAUAAAAGGAAAUGGAAAGUUAAGAGUCAAGAGAAAGCUGUGAUCGAAACAAUCAAAAGGGUGAAAAUAAAGGAUGACCUUGUCCAGGUCAAUUGCACCUCUUGCGAAAAAACAGUGGACCAAGAUGAUAGUCCUCAAGAUAUUAAGGAAUUCAUCGACAUAGUCCAACCAGCUCCAUCACAAAUGGAGGAGGGAGGUCAAGCCACAAUUGAUGAUCUGCAAGAAAUUAAUCUUGGUACAGUUGACAACCCAAAGCCUAUCUUUGUCAGUGCUUUGUUAACACCGCAAGAGUUAGAAGAAUACACACAACUGUUGCAAGAGUACCGAGAUGUAUUUGCAUGGGGUUAUCAAGACAUGCCAGGUUUAGACCCAAACGUUGCAGUUCACAAACUUGGGAUACCUGAUGAGGCUCGAUGGGUGAAGCAAGCGCCAUGCCGUUUUCGGCCAGAGCUAACAAUCCAAAUAGAAAUCGAGAUUGACAAGCUUAUUGCCGCGGAUUUUAUCAGAGAGGUCCAAUAUCCCACCGGGUUGUCCAAUAUUGUCCCAGUCCUCAAAAAAACUGGGGCACUACGUAUAUGUGUGGACUAUAGAGACGUCAAUGAUGCAUACCCAAAAGAUGAGUUUCCACUCCCAAUUACAGAAUUAUUGGUAGACGCAACAACCGGUUUCGGUGCUCUAUCAUUUAUGGAUGGAUUCUCGGGUUACAACCAAAUAAAAAUGGCUCUAGAGGAUCAAGAGAAAACUGCCUUCUGCACUCCAAAAGGAAUAUAUUGCUACACUGUGAUGCCUUUUGGGUUGAAAAAUGCAGGGGCGACUUACCAAAGAGCCAUGACGGUAAUUUUCAAUGACAUGCUUCACAAUACCAUUGAAUGCUACGUUGAUGAUUUGGUUGUCAAAACCAAAAAAAGAGAACAUCAUUUGAGGGACUUAAAACGAGUUUUUGAUAGACUCCGAAAGCACCAGUUGAAAAUGAACCCCUUAAAAUAUGCAUUUGGGGUAACUUCUGGUAGAUUCCUUGGCUUUAUCGUCCGACAUCGUGGAAUUGAAAUUGAUCCCUCAAAAAUCAAGGCAAUCUGUGAAAUGCCUCCCCCUCGAAAUUUAAGGGAGCUGCGAGGGCUGCAAGGAAGACUAGCUUACAUACGACGAUUCAUCUCAAAUCUCUCUGGAAGGUGUCAACCAUUCUCAAGGCUAAUGAAGAAGGAUGUUCCGUUUAUAUGGGAUCAAGCAUGCCAAAAUGCUUUGGAAAGCAUUAAACAAUACCUGUUAAAUCCGCCAGUUCUAAUGGCGCCAAUCAAAGGGAAGCCUUUAAUCCUAUACAUUGCGGCAUUAGAAUGCUCGUUAGGUGCAUUGCUCGCCCAACACAACGAGGAUGGAAAGGAAAAUGCAUUAUAUUACUUGAGUAGAACUCUCGUAGGGGCAGAACAAAAUUACACCCCGAUCGAAAAGUGGUCUCUCCUUCUCUCCGAGUUCGAGAUAAAGUUUGUGCCACAAAAGGCAAUCAAAGGGCAGGCUCUUGCUGAUUUCUUGGCUGCUCAUCCUACUCCCGGCAACAUGGAGUUAUCUAAUGAUUUGGCCGACGAAGAGGUAUUCACGACAGAAGCACUUAUAUGUCAGUUAUAUUUUGAUGGGGCAGCAAGAGGAAAAGGAGCUGAGGCAGGACUAGUAUUCAUCACGCCGUCUGGGGGCUUAAUCCCAUACUCAUUCUCUUUACUAGCUUUAUGUUCCAAUAAUGUGGCAGAAUACGAGGCACUCAUCAUUGGCCUUGAAAUUGCUCUCGAGAUGCAUAUUGAUUAUUUGCAAGCAUACGGUGAUUCACAUCACAUCCCGAGGUCGGAAAAUGAUAAAGCUGAUGCACUAGCUAAUUUGGCUGCAUCGUUAACACUACCUGACGAAAGGGAUAUCCAAAUCACUGUUGGGGAACGUUACUUACUACUCCCAGCUAUAAAGAGAAUUGAAGAAGUUGUUGAUUCAAACGUCAUUACGGCUUCCGAAUGUGAGGGGGAACCAGAUGAUCUUGAUUGGCGCCACCCCAUAAUCGAGUAUCUCCGACAAGCCAAGUUGCCAAAUGAUUCAAGGAAAAAGGCUGAAGUCCGACGCAGAGCCACUCGAUUUCUGUACCUAAAUGACACCUUGUACAAAAGAUCAUUUGAUGGUAUGUUGUUAAGGUGUCUGUCGAAACAAGACUCAACUAAGGCCCUUCAUGAUACUCAUGCUGGCACUUGCGGUGCUCAUCAAGCUGGUCCAAAACUCUCAAACCAACUGAAGAGAUUGGGUUAUUAUUAG
Messenger RNA from Prunus persica (peach), 2601 nucleotides. RefSeq lists its product as uncharacterized. Gene Ontology annotation, molecular function: nucleic acid binding. The record is from RefSeq and is a predicted model, not a curated record. Bases 1 to 2601 code for a protein of 866 amino acids. The transcript has 4 exons. Lineage: Eukaryota; Viridiplantae; Streptophyta; Magnoliopsida; Rosales; Rosaceae.